UUGUUGCGUGUGGUUUUCCCGCAAACAUUCAGAAUAUCAUUAUGAAUUUGUCCUAAUGUCUUCUAAUAACAUUUAGAGACGGAAUUUAAAUUAUUGUAUUUUGAUGUUUUUGUCAUUUGUCUCUUCGAUAUGGAAGGGAAAGCAUUGAUUCUUACAUUGGUGUUUGCUGUUGUUAAUUGUCAUGCGUAUUAUGGAAAAGACCGUCCUGACAGUAUUUUUCACACUUUACCACACAUGCUGCACGACAUGAUCAAAGGGCACCGGGGAAAUAAUUACAAUCAGCAACCAGAUACAAAUAAUUUCAAUCCCGAUCCCUAUGGGAGCCGACUGAAUUCAGGAUAUCAGCAAAAUAAUAUGGGGUACCAAAAUUUGGGGCAGAGUGGCUAUAAUAUACCAAAAAAUCAAGGACUGGAUCCAGAACUUAAUGACCCUUCAGAAGGACUUGGAGCAGGUAAUCCGUCAAAUUAUAACACUGAAAUUACUACUCCUCUAACAACAACGGAACAACCACGAGAAAUGCUUCAUUUAAGCACUAAUCCACCACUUGCUUUGAAUUCCUCUGCACCUAUAGAUUUCAACACGGACACGGCACAUUCUUCAAAUAUUAAAAGGGACAUUAACGGUUUGACCAAUAAUAAACUAGAAAGGGACACCAGUAAACCACGGCCUAACAAUAAAAAUCACAACACAAUGCACAUUGAAACUGACAAAAGUCUAAAUAUAGAACCAACGCUUAAUAAAGAAAAGGAAUAUGUAAGAGUAAAUAAACCGCGAAAUCCUAAUGCAAUAGUUUUUCCAGAUAACAUGGAAGAGGUAAAGCGAGAGGUACAAGGGAAACAUAAUAGCAAUGCAUCCGAAUUACCAAACAGAUUCAACGAUACGCCUCAAAUCUUAUAUGCAGUUAAUAUAGCUCCAUCUGAUACCAAUCAGUGGAAUCGUAAUCCUUCAGCUCCUUUAACUAAUCCUAUCACUCAACCUCCACCCCUCACAAAUACCCAAGCUUUUGGUCAAAAUCCUAACCAAGCUUCAUACGCAACACUUAUAUCUCCAAACCAAACUCCAUUAAUUAAUAAAGUAGCUGAACCGAAUCCAUUCGGGAACAGCAUAGUUUUACCGAAUGCAAAUGGUGGUUCCUCUUUAUAUACAAUCGUAAACCUUCCCAACUCCGUCGCUAAUGCAAAUAUUCCAAGCCAAAUGUUCCAAUCCACUGAUGUAAUUUCAAACCCCUCUAGUUAUCAAGUACAAAACUCGAUUCCAACAGCUAAUAGUGGAAUAAUAAACGGAAUGCCAACCUAUUAUGUUGUAUCUGUACCCAAUCAAUCCUCACAAACUAUUCAAACAAGUGUACCGUACACAAACGCACCGGUCAGGUAUACCGUCGGUUAUAUUUCUAGUAAUGGUCAAACCGUGUUAGUGCCAAGUUCUCCAGUUGUAUAUCAAAUAAUUCCUCAGAAUUUUGUGCCCAUCAGUCAAAGUAAUUACGUGCCUGUAUCCAGUGGUCAACAAAAUGUGAUCGCCCAACCGUUGGCAACUCCAGGAAAUGCCGCAGUUACCUAUGUGCCUGUGUCUAAUUCGGUAAGUUCUGGGCAACAGACUUAUAUGACAGUUCCCAAUUCUCAAGGAAAUGUACCUAACUCCCAGAUCAACUAUGUCCCAGUGACAAAUGGACAAGGAAAUAUGGCAAGUCAACCGAAUUACGUAACCGUAUCUAAUGGGCAGGAAAAUACAGGGACACAAAUAAAUGUAGUGCCGGGUGCUCAAGAAAAUACACCGAAUACUCAAAUCAACUAUGUGCCAGUGUCAAGUGGUCAAGAGAAUUCAGCAAGUCAACCUAACUACGUAACUGUAACAAGUGGACAGGGGAAUACAGGUAGUCAGCUUAAUUUAGUUCCUGUUUCAAAUAGUCAGGGGAAUACACAAAACUAUGUGCCAGUGUCAAGUGAUCAAAGUAACGUUGUUACGCUAACUUCAGCGCCUUCGGAGACCAUGGUUUUGCCGGCAGACACUCAGUCUGUGACUUUAUUAAGUUUUAAAGACAAAGAUGAAGAAAAAUCAAAGAAAAAGCCGUCUAAGAAGAAGUCCAAAAAGAAGUAGUACUUAUGUGAAAAUGUGUGGGUGAAGUUCCCGUAACAUUUUUAUUUAUAACGUUAGUUCAGUUAUGUAAAGUAAACGUGUGAUACCUCAUUUAAUUUUUAUUCUAACUUCAUGUAGUAACAUUAUCUCAAAACUCUAAUUUCUGUCGUGAUCGAAAUGGGAAUAAAACUCUCCACUAAUUUCCCUAAGGAGCAAACGUGGAACAUAAAUGGAUUUUACGUCAGCAUUAUUUAGGACGAAUGGGUUUUGCACUUAAAACGUUUCGGCAUUCCUUGGGGAUGAAUUUUUUUAUUUUAAUAUCAUUCAAUACAUUUUGCUAACUUGUUUACAUAAUUGUAUGGGAAGGACUUUACGUUUUGUCCAACUCCAAAGUUUGUUUUAGUCAAAACCUCUGUUUUGAUUUGAUAUUCGUCGUAUAUAGUAAUAAUGCUUAAAUUAGUAAUAUUUUCGUAUCUUAAUUGAACGAUUAAUGACGCACUGUAAUAAUUAAUGUUAUUUUAAUUGAUACAAAUGACCAAGAUAAUAGUGGUUAAGCAUCUAUCAAAUUAAAUAUAUUCUCUAUUACGAAAAAUAAGAGUUUAAUGGUAAUCUAAGCAUUACGGCAGCGUCUAUAUACCAUUCAACACCUAAAAGCACGUAUGAAAUAUAAACCAAUUAAAUUUAAUAAAUACAAAUUUGUGCUGUAUUCUCCUAUUCAUAAUAUAAUCGAUCUUGACAAAUGAUUGAUCAAACAAAUAUAAUGUUGUUAAGUCGAAAAAAAUACCCUUUUAAUAGGUGUGACGUGUCUUCAAUUCAUCGUUUCUUCAAUAAUUUAUAGCAUGUAAUAUGCUGUAGCUGUGUCAAAAUAAUUAAAUGGAUUAAAACCCAAAAAUAAGAUAAAAAUUGAUUUAAUAUUGACUCCAAUCCAUAAAAUUCACUUAACAAAUUCAUAAUUAUAACAUAUUUUUCCCAAUAUUUACACAUUUUUAAAAGUUUACAAAGACGCAUUACAAGUGAACUACCAAUGCCUUUAAUAUUACGCUUAUUUGGUUUGUUUUUACUUUGAUAAUAGGAUUUCUAUGCAUAUCAAGAAAGAAAACUUAAAAAAAAUAUACUAAUUGGUGACUAAAAAUUUUAAUUUAUAUAUGUAUAUAAA
Molecule: messenger RNA, 3229 nt
Organism: Pieris napi
Lineage: Eukaryota; Metazoa; Arthropoda; Insecta; Lepidoptera; Pieridae
Product: AT-rich interactive domain-containing protein 2-like
Exons: 2
Coding region: 130-2094 (654 amino acids)
Source: RefSeq, a predicted model, not a curated record